Messenger RNA from Chenopodium quinoa (quinoa), 597 nucleotides. RefSeq lists its product as uncharacterized. The transcript has a single exon. Bases 1 to 597 code for a protein of 198 amino acids. The record is from RefSeq and is a predicted model, not a curated record. Lineage: Eukaryota; Viridiplantae; Streptophyta; Magnoliopsida; Caryophyllales; Amaranthaceae.
AUGACAGACUUAGGCUUAAUGAAUUAUUUCCUAGGGAUGGAAGUUCAUCAAGCUGAAGAUGGAAUCUUCAUCUCUCAAAGGAAAUAUGCAAAUGAUGUUCUUAAGAAAUUCCAUAUGCAAAACUGCAAGCCAGUCAGUACACCUCUUGUAGUGAAUGAGAAGCUGUCCAGAGAUGAUGGUCAAAGGCAAGCUGACACUAGGCAGUACAUGAGCUUAGUUGGAAGUCUACUUUACCUAACAGCCGCAAGGCUGAUGUUCGCAGCAAGUUUGCUUUCAAGGUUCAUGAGUGAACCAAGUGAUGUUCAUAUGGGUGCUGCCAGAAGAGUGCUCAGGUAUAUAAGAGGAACUUCAGAUUUUGGUGUUAUGUUUAAUGCAAGUGAAAACUCCAAAUUGUUGGCAUAUUCAGACAGUGACUGGGGUGGUUCAAACGAUGACAUGAAAAGUACUCUGGGAUAUGUUUUUUCACUUGGAUCUGGAGUGUUUUCAUGGAUUUCGAAGAAGCAAGAAGUAGUAGCUCAAUCCACAGCUGAAGCCGAGUACAUUGCAGCAUCGGCAACUGUUAAUCAAGCUGUGUGGCUCAGGAAAAUACUGACUUAA